UUUUUAUAAAUAAAUAAAAUAUUUAAUUAAUUAGUGAAUAAGAGCUAGCCGGCUGUCUCAAUUAAAUUUGGAUGCAUAGUUGUAGUUUAACGAUAUCACAAUGAAGAUUACAGAUCUGAACACAGACUGUCUUCUGGUGAUUUUCAAGUAUUGUUCUGAGAGCGAGUUGAUGUGCCUGGCCAAGGCUAACCAGCACCUGGGCAGGAUUAUAGAUGCUCACAUAUUUUACCCACUCACGAGGGACUUACUGCUGUGCGGCCAUAGAAACGAACCAUGUGUUGAGAAAAGAAACAAAACGCAUCUUACUCAUCAAGAGAGACUUCAAGUGUCGAGAAAUUGGCUGAGCGGCACCUACAGAGAACGUCCCUACUACCACCACGCGCAUCUCUUCCCCACGAAGUUGUUUCUCGAAAGGGACGCCUUGUACGUCACGCAUGACAGUUAUUUACGCAAAUACAGGCGACCGGCUACGGAGGCCCUGCCGCGUUGGUUUGAUGAAGAAAUCACCACUGCCACAAGGAGCGACAUAUCGGAUUUUGUAAAGAAACAAGAUACGCUCUUUGCGGGUCGCAUCAGUGGCGCAUGCUUUCUGUGCGAUGAGAAUGGAAUCACAGAACAACAAAUGCAUCAGCCCAACGAGUACCUAUACAGCGUCGACUUCGUAAACGAUGUGUUUGUCACCAGCACUGAUGCUUGCUGUAAGGUGUGGCAGCGUUCCCAAGAGUUUGGACUCACGCACUUUGAUCAGGCCAUGAAACUGGAUCAUUCAUUCAAGUCUCUGAAGUUGAGUGCCGAUGGGGAAUGGCUCUACGGGGGUCUGUACACAGACAAGGGUCGGCGGGCAUUGCGAGCCAUUCACGUGGAGAGUGGCGAGGAGGUGGUCUACAAUUCAAACACCAUUUCCAUAUAUGAUCUGAAGAUAAAGGAUGAGCACGUUCUCUUCACGGCCAAUUUCGAUACGACAUUCAGAAUGUUUGAUCGCCGCAUCGAUCGUGAUGUCGCCAUUUGGGAGGAUCCGUUCGACUCUUCAUUUUACUGUCUCGAGUACGAUGGCCUGUACGCCGUGCUCUGCGGCACCAACCGACACGCCCGCGUCAAUCUCUACGACAUUCGAAUGCCCAAAUAUGUGCAGUUAUUCUUUCCCGGACGAACGCGACAACAGAGCUGCCAGUCGCCCGUCUACAGUCUAGCCUGUGAUAGCCAAUAUUUGUUUGUGGCCACGGACCACAAUCUGCGUGUGUUCGACUUCAAAGCCAACUGCGGUGUACGCAGGGACUAUAGUCGCAUCUAUGACUUCAAUCGCUAACAAAGAUUUGUUUUUAAAUUAGUUGAACUCAUAUUUAGAACUUGCCAAUGGCCAACAACUGUAGAGCAGAAUCGAAAGAGUGAAAAGUGCUAAAUGUAAAAUUGAUAGUAGAUUAUAUACAGACAUCACCACAGAUAUAUAUUAUUAUUAAACGGACCUGUUUGACCAUUUAUGUAUA
Messenger RNA from Drosophila subobscura, 1484 nucleotides. Its product is annotated as F-box/WD repeat-containing protein 4. The record is from RefSeq and is a predicted model, not a curated record. NCBI's taxonomy places the organism in Eukaryota, Metazoa, Arthropoda, Insecta, Diptera, Drosophilidae. Gene Ontology annotation, cellular component: SCF ubiquitin ligase complex. Gene Ontology annotation, molecular function: protein binding. Gene Ontology annotation, biological process: SCF-dependent proteasomal ubiquitin-dependent protein catabolic process. The transcript is spliced from 3 exons. The coding region runs from base 101 to 1306 and encodes 401 amino acids.